AUGAGGUGUUCGACCCUUCACUGCGACUCCUCUCACAUUCUUCAGCUUCUUGGCCCCGGCACUUAUGAGACUCCUCUCACGGCCAGACUAAUCUACCUUUGCCUUCCUUCGCUUCGCCUUGAUGGCACUCCUCGUCGUGGCAUUCUUUGCUCCUCUAACUCUAAGCCCCUCCGCCUCUCCUCUCCCUUGCCGUCGUUGCUUGCCAUCUCCACUGAGGAAGUGAUUACUCGCCUCCCGCAAACUCCGCUUCCAGAAGAUGCACCGUUGCCAGAAGAUGUAUGUUCCAGAUACCGCUGCCAAAAGAUGUACUCCAAAUUGCUUGCAUUUUUUCAACUAUGUAAACUUGAUCCUCACCAAGGAAUUUGUGCACAGGCUUACAAUAGAUACAAUUAUGUUUAUGUUCCACUCUACGAUACACUAGAUGAAGGAGCUGUUGGUUACAUUGUAGAACAUGCUGAGAUUGUUGUUGCUUUUGUCCAGGAGACAAAAAUGAAUAGAAUCAUGUCCUCCAACUACACAUCUACUAUGCAUCUCAAAGUAAUUGUUUCAUUGGGUUCUACUAUUGUAAAACAAAAUGCUACUGCUGCCAACAUCGAAAUGAAACUGUACUCUUGGGACAAAAUUCUUGAGAUGGAGAAAGAGAACACAUCAGAUCCAUUGCCUCCUAAACCUCUUGAUAUAUGCAUGAUAAUGUACAUGAGUGGGAUGAGAGGAUAUCCGGAAGGUGUUGUAUUGACUCAUGAAUGCAUUGCAACAUAUGUAACGGGAACUGACCUAUUCCUAAAUCAAUUUGAAGAUAAGAUGACAAUAGAUGAUGUCUACCUCUCCUUUCUCCCCCUUGCUCACAUUCUUGAACGAAUAAUUGAAGAAUAUAUUUUCCACCAUGGGGCUUCUAUUGGCUAUUAUCAAGGGGAUAUACAUGCUUUGAGGGAUGACCUUAUGGAGCUGAAGUCAACUCUCUUUGUUGGGGUUCCUAGGGUUUUUGAAAAAGUUUAUGAAGGUGUGCUAAAGGCAUUGCUAGAACUCCUACCACAUAGAAGGAUGAUCUUCAAUGCUCAAUAG
Zingiber officinale is the source of this 1062-nucleotide messenger RNA. Its product is annotated as long chain acyl-CoA synthetase 1-like. The record is from RefSeq and is a predicted model, not a curated record. Gene Ontology annotation, molecular function: long-chain fatty acid-CoA ligase activity. The transcript has 9 exons. Gene Ontology annotation, cellular component: endoplasmic reticulum; membrane. The coding region runs from base 1 to 1062 and encodes 353 amino acids. NCBI's taxonomy places the organism in Eukaryota, Viridiplantae, Streptophyta, Magnoliopsida, Zingiberales, Zingiberaceae. Gene Ontology annotation, biological process: wax biosynthetic process; cutin biosynthetic process.